Molecule: messenger RNA, 2453 nt
Organism: Brassica napus (rape)
Lineage: Eukaryota; Viridiplantae; Streptophyta; Magnoliopsida; Brassicales; Brassicaceae
Product: protein JINGUBANG-like
Exons: 1
Coding region: 611-2005 (464 amino acids)
Molecular function (GO): protein binding
Source: RefSeq, a predicted model, not a curated record
UGUAAAUAUCGGUAUCAGAUUGUUUAAGUUUUAAAAUGCUUCGUGAAAGCAUUAAUUAGUUUUUUUCAUGCGAUGAUUAAAUUGGUAUUGAAGAUUUAAGUUUAACCAUGAAAUGCUACAUUUUCAUUGCAUCAGAAAAAAAUUAAACAUGGAAAUUAAACAAUAGCAUUUUUUUUUUUUGAUCAACAACAAUAGCAAAUUUAGUAGAAUAUUUUUCUUAGUAUAUGAAAUAUAUAUAUAAUUUGUUUUCCAAAAUUCUGUAUACUAAUUUUCGAUUAAAUAAUCAGCAAACUGUUUAGCCUUUUUUUUAAACAGAUCUCCAGGAAGUAAUUUACUUAGGGCCAUGGGAUACGUAACAAAACUUAAUAAUAGAAAAGAGACUUAUAUAAAACUAACCUAUACUUCGUAUAUUCCCCCUCUUUGACUCCUAAUUCACCAAUGGAGAGUUCCCCGAUAUAAACGGUUCUAAAUUUUGAAUAAACUAUAUAUAGAACACACAACUAUCCAUAAAGUCUAAGCAUGUACCAUCGUCUCCAAUCUUUCUUCUUCUUCUUCUUUUAGACGUCUUCGUAAUCAGAGAACCCUAAUCUUUUCUUCUUGAUUUCUUCAAAUGCAUCACAAGGCUUCAAGCAGAGACACCAACAGCCAAAACUUUCCAAAACUCAAGAGUGUAGAAACUGAUCCAGAUCCCGACAUUUAUGACAUAACAUACGUCGAUGUCUCUCCCUCUGUCGGCUCCACUUCUCCCUUAUCCAAAUCCCCAUGGAUCGCACACGUCGAUCCCACCGACCUGGAACCGCCCCAUUCCGGGAUAAAGUCCACAGCCAACACAAGAGAACCUAAAAACUACUCACCUAACAUCCUCAUGGGCUCUCUCUUCCGCGAAGAAGGCCAUAUAUAUUCUCUAGCCACAUCUGGCGACCUACUCUACACGGGAUCUGACUCCAAGAACAUUAGGGUUUGGAAAAACCAAACCGAGUUCUCGAGUUUCAAAUCAAACAGCGGUUUGGUCAAAGCCAUUGUCCUAGCCGGAGACAAGAUCUUCACCGGACAUCAAGACGGGAAGAUCCGUGUGUGGAAAGUCUCGUCCAAAGACUCCAACAUCUUUCGACGUAUAGGUACCAUGCCCGUUUUUCGAGACUACCUCAGAAACUCCAUCACGCCUUCUUCGUACUUCAGCUUCAUGAGAAAGAACCCGACCAGCACCAGCGCUCAGGGGUUCCGCCACGUGGACGCGAUCUCGUGCCUCACGUUGAGCGAAGACAAGAAGCUUUUGUACUCCGGGUCGUGGGACCAGACGUUUAAAGUGUGGAGGAUCUCGGACCUUAGAUGCUUGGAGUCGGUGAAGGCCCACGACGACGCCGUAAACGCCGUCGUUUCCGGUUUCGACGGUUUGGUUUUCUCCGGUUCGGCGGACGGUACGGUUAAGGUGUGGAGGAGAGAGGACCAAGCUAAGGAGACGAAACAUUUCUUCUCCGAGACGCUGCUGAAACAAGACUGCGCCGUUACGGCGAUCGCGGUUGAUCAGAGCGCGACGUUAGUUUACUGCGGUUCGUCUGACGGAACCGUUAACUUCUGGGAGCGGGAUAAUAACAUGAAAAACGGCGGCGUUUUGAAGGGGCAUAAGCUCGCGGUGCUCUGCCUCGUGGCUGCGGGGAGCUUGUUGUUCAGUGGCUCGGCUGAUCUCGGGAUUCGCGUUUGGAGGAGACCGGAACGUGGUGACGGCAGAGGCGGAGACGUUGGAGGAGGAGGAGGAGAGCACGUGUGUAUUGCGGUGUUGAAGGGACAUGCAGGUCCGGUGAAGUGUAUGGCAGUGGAGAGAGAUCAAGAAUCGGCUUCGGGUGAGAAACGGUGGAUCGUGUACAGUGGGAGUUUAGAUAGGUCGGUGAAGAUGUGGCGUGUGUCGGAGAGUUCGCCGCCUAUUGAAGACCAGUCAUCGGAUCCGUUUGAUGGUCCGACUGAAUUAACGAUGGCUCCUAGCUUCUCGGGUAAAGGGAGAGAAUGAAACCAACCCCAAACAAUAGUUUUGUUUCGUUUUGUAUGUGUAACGAUUGACAUUUUUUUUUUUAAUUUGGUAAAAUAUGUUCGUUAAUUAUUUCUUUUUUUUUAACAUGGUAAAAUGUUUUCGUUAAUUAUUUUUUUCUUUCUUGUUAACAUCAUCUCAUCUACUUGAUCGAGUGUUAGGCAUAUAUCAUAAAGUUAAGGGGAUAAUACAAGUUCUUGUAAGGAUUUCAUUUCUAUUACCUUUCCUAGGUCUCGGCAUUAAUUUAGGUUCAGUUUAGGUCUUUCGAGUUUUCAGAUUUCUAGAUUCAUUCUCAUAGACAAUAUUCACAUUAUAUGAAUUGGUUUGGUUAAUAAAGAUUUUGGUUCAUAUGUAGAUUAUAACUCAUUGCAAAAUUAAGUUUGUGAAUUUUUUUCCUCAAUUUAAUUUGCCUUUAAGAGCAUGUUUAUAU